Messenger RNA from Trichophyton rubrum CBS 118892, 1071 nucleotides. RefSeq lists its product as uncharacterized. The record is from RefSeq and is a predicted model, not a curated record. Lineage: Eukaryota; Fungi; Ascomycota; Eurotiomycetes; Onygenales; Arthrodermataceae. The coding region runs from base 402 to 803 and encodes 133 amino acids. The transcript has a single exon.
AGCCGCAAAAGCAAACAAGACAAACACUUCUUAUCAGAUUGAUUACGUCAUCAUUAGAUCUGAUACGAUGGAAGUUUAAAUCCAUUACAUAAUAGGCACUUUAUAUUAUGUAAUCAUGUUGUUUGUUGAAGAUGGAGAGAAAGCGAUGUGGAAAGGAAGAAAAAAGACAUAAAGAAGGGAUUGUCUAUUUGGAGAACAAGGGGGUUGCCAGGCUGGGAGAUGGAUGCUGGCUCGUUGCAAGCGAAGCUGGACAAAGGGUUGAUGGCUUGCUGCGCAAGAUAUAAACAGCCCAUGGCUUCUCCUAGAUCACAGGCAUAAUCCAUCUCCCAUGCCAUACCGCGUGUCUGUCUACGGGAGUUAUCAAGUAGCCGACUUACCGUUUUUAUCUGACAUUAGCCGUGAUGUUUGAGAAAUACCAGCCUCCUCGCACCUACGGCAGCAGCGGCGGUGCCCUGAGCCUGACUGGGCUGGAGAGCAUGUCCGCGGCCGAAAAGACAGCGCGCAUCAUUGCUGUGGCGAACGACAUGGCAGCGUCGAUAAUAUAUAUCGCGAAACAAGCCGAAGCCGGCAACCUAACCAACAGCCAGAUUAUCCCGAUCUACAACUUCAUCGACAGCAUCCUGGGCCUCGAACGCAGCCAGACGAAGAGCCUGAUGAGGGAGCUGGAUAAGCAAGGGUCGCGGAUCGCGCUGAUGGAGAAACAACACAGCAGGGACAUCGAGGAGCUGACCAAGUGCGCAAUGGAGACAAUCACGCAGAUGAAGGUGAGGAUCGCGCAGCUGGAGAAGAACAGCACUGCAUAACCUGGUCAGCUAGUUAUCUGGUCAACGGCUCUGUUUCGUUUGAGCUUCAACGACUGAGAUGGCUGGCGUGUCACAUGACACCGAGAAUGGGCGUGAAGCAGCUUAACUUUUGCCUCCCGCGACGCGAAAAGCAGAGGGAAGAAAGUAAGCAGAAGAGAUGGAAGCAGAAGGAAGAGGAAGAACUCGUCGGCGACAAGGAAAAGCUGCUGGCGGCGCGCAGGAACUUCGUUCGACAGCUGAGAAUUGCAAGACGCUGGUUGGCCCGGCG